AUGUCUUCGGACCCAAAACCACAAGCGCGCAAGCGUGGUCGGCCCGCAAACGCGUCCAAAUCUCCCACCAACAGCGCGUCACAAGAUCGUCCCGACGAGUACGAGGCCGAUAACGAAGAACCUGUGCUACCGAAGCAACGAGGGCGACCAAAGAAAUUAGCGCAAGAGGAUGCAACAGAAGAGACAGUAGCUCAGGAAGGUAAACCUCGAAAGAAGCGCGGCCGACCAUCUCUAGAAGAUAAGAAUACGGAAAAGACAAUAGAAGAUGCGCCACGACGGAAGAAAAAACGCGGUCGGCCCUCGCUUGAGAGAAAUCAGGAGGAACAGGAACCAGAGCCCGAAGCAGUGGUGGAUGAGGUGCCGCAGAAACGAAAGCGCGGUCGUCCUUCGCUCGGAAAGAACAAAAAUAACGAUGCGCCUGAGCCUGAGCCUGAACAGGAAGGUGUAGAGGAAGAGGCGCAAGCGAAGAAAAAGCGCAGCCGUGCUAAGAAGAACCAAGAGAUUGAAGGACCGGAGCAGCAGGCAGCAGAGAACGAAAAGCAACCGAAGAGAAAACGCGGCCGACCCUCGCGCGAAAAGGAUCAGAACGAUAAAGAGCCUGAGCAAGAAGUGGCAGAAAGUUCUGAGAAGCCACGGCGCAAGAAAAAGACAAAGGGAGACCAAGCAGAACAGCCAGACGAGCAGCAAGAAGAGGAACCUGAACCAGAGCCCGAAGAAGCUCAACCAGCUCAUCGCAAAAAGCGCCAACGCAAAGCGCCAGAGCCGGAACCCGAGGAACAAGACCCAGAGGAAGAGGAACAUCAGGUCACACGGAGCCCACGAAACUCCCUGGACAAUGGCAGGGGAGAUGUGAAUAAGAAGAGGCGCAAGGCGGAUAAGUCCAAGAAGACGGCCCGCGCAUCGCAAGGAAACGCAGAGGAUCAGCAGCCCGAUGAAACUACCAAGCGCGGACGACAAAGAGGGAGGAAGCCGCCAGCUAAAGAGGCCGACGAACCUGAACCAGAACAAGAACAAGAACAAGAACAAGGACAAGACAGCAAGAAGAAGAAGAAGAAGCGCCAGAACAAGAAUGACGCGCCCUCCGAUUCGGAUGAAUCCCUUCCCUCCCCACCAAAACCGUAUCUUCACAUCGCCCCUUUCAAGCGCACCAUUCGCUCCUCCCAUAUCGCCGCAAAGUGGUCUCCCCUAACUGGAUCAUCACUCCCUGCAGCAACAUCCAUCCUUACACUCGCCCAGCGACCCAUCCUGCAGCGAACAGCUACCACCCGCAACCGACGUGACCAUGCGACCGCGGCCCUGAACCUCGUUUCCCGCCGUAUAGAGCGCAAACUCGACCGUGGUGUCCCCUUCCCACCAGCGUCAUCAGCGACGAGUACUCGGCGCCGCGCAGAUGCAGACGGGGGUCGCGCAAUGGAGCUUGAUUUCGAAGCAGUGCUUGACGGGAAACAGGCGUUGGAGAGACAGCUCCACCCUGGAAAGCAUGCGGUGGAGUUGUUGAAGGCCGAAAGGGAUAGAAUGGAAAAGGAGCUUGAGGAUGACUAUGAGGUGUUGAGAGGCUUAGAGGCAAAUGCGAGAGCGCAGACGAGAGAGCGCAAGGAUCUGUUCCGGAAAGCGCAUGUUCUGGCACCAACCUCACCACCUAAGAAUCAGGGCCAUGGUACACAAUUCGUGGCCAACAAAGAUGAGGAGAGCCUCAAAGAAUUACUCGAUACAUCCCUCGAACCUCUUGCUCUUCAACUCGCCGGCCACGUUGAUAGCAUCCGUGGAAACUUUCAGCAGGCUGAGGGUGUCACGCCGCAACUCAACCGUACAAAGGCAGCGUUACAAGACGUGUUGCAGCAAUAUUUGGACAGCGAUAUGUAUGAGCAGGUCCUCCUUGGAUAA
Molecule: messenger RNA, 1884 nt
Organism: Fusarium venenatum
Lineage: Eukaryota; Fungi; Ascomycota; Sordariomycetes; Hypocreales; Nectriaceae
Source: RefSeq, a predicted model, not a curated record